AUGUUUUCUUCGGGCUCGGGCGAUGCCAAAGGGCGGCAGACGUCCGGCGGCAAGUCGUCGUUCUUCUCGCGCCGUCACCACAAGGACAAGCACAACGNNAACACGUGCCCGACAGUCCCUCGCUGCCUUCGGAAUGGUCGCAAAACCCCCNUACCACCUGUGCCUCCUCCGCACCAACAACACCAGUACCACCAGCAGCCUCCUUCAUCGUCACAUUCACACUCCUCGCGCCGUUCCAUCGACCAUGGCGGCGGCCUUAUGACAGCUAUCCCCUACGACAGCGUACCGCGAGAUACAAGGUCGCCAGUACGUGUCGAUUAUCUACCAGAGAACAGUUCACAGCUGCCUGCUCCACCGCGGCCGCCGCAGCAUGCAUCGCAAUAUUCACUGGCCAGCACUGGCCGAACAAGCUCCUAUGAGAACUCAAUACACUCGCAAUAUGACCAAUAUCCUGCCUCGGAUAGGGCCAGCAUACGCUCUAGUCACAGCCAUCGCACGUCGAUAUCCAUGCACCCGCAACAUUCGCCGUCUUCGUUCCCCAAUAUGUCGCUUGAUUCGACCACCCUCCUCCCCCAACUAGCUCCCUCGUCCACUCGUGGAUCUCAACAGAAUGGCUUCCUUAGCGCCAACCAGCCUUCAGCCUUCAGCUCUACAGCAUCUUUUACUCCUGACGGAUUCAAUCUACAACGACCGUCCGACGACCGCAUUAUCGAGAAGGAAUUUUUGGAACUCAUGCACAAGCGUGGGUGGAAGAGUUUGCCUGAACAGGCCCGGAGGCAGAUGGAAGCAUACCCUAUAAACAAGAAAUGGACUCUGGUACAUCAGGACAGAUUGGCUGAAUGGCAGGGCGAACAAAAGAGACGUGCGCACGCGAGGACAACAAUCAAUGCGGACACGGGUUUGGGCUUACUGGGCCGUGCUGACGAAGAAGGGAGUCCCGAAUGGUACGUUCGCAAAGUCCUCGACAAUUCGAUCAGCGCAAAGCAGUUGCAAAGUUUGGCCGUUAGUCUGCGUACUCAGCCUAUCGGAUGGGUAAAGGCAUUCGUGGAAGCACAAGGUCAGGUCGCUUUGGCAAAUGUGCUCGGCAAGUAUAAUCGCAAGCAGACCACAGGUCCGCAAAACCCCUCUGUUAACGAAAGAGACUUGGACCGCGAGUACGAUAUCGUCAAAUGUCUAAAGGCGUUGAUGAACAACAAGUACGGUGCGGAUGAUGCUCUCGAACACGCCCCUAUUGUUAAUGCUCUCGGGGCAUCUCUUAUUUCACCUCGUCUCAACACCAGGAAACUCGUCAGCGAAGUACUCACCUUUUUGUGUCACUGGGCAGAAGGACGAGGCCAUCAAAAGGUUCUUCAAGCCCUGGACUCUCUCAAAUCUUCGCAAGGAGAAAAUGGCCGCUUCGAUGCUUGGAUGCGCAUUGUCGAGGUCACUGUUGACGGCAGAGGCAAGAUGGGCAGCUUGGUUGGAGCUAGUGAUGAGGUCCGCAGUGGUGGCAUUGGUAUGGAGAACCUGCUCAUGGAAUAUGCUGUUGCUUCUCUUUUCCUCGUCAACAUGAUUGUUGAUGCGCCGGAACGAGACCUGCACUUACGAUGCCAUAUCCGUGCCCAAUUCACAGCAUGCGGUAUCAAGCGUAUUCUCAACAAGAUGGAGCAAUUCCAGUACGAUAUUAUCGACAAGCAAGUUGAGAGGUAUCGAGCGAACGAGAUUAUCGACUACGAAGAUCUGCUCGAGAAAGAGAACCAGGUCGAUGGUCAAGAGCCAGAGCCCCAGGAUCUUAGCGACCCUGUGCAGAUUGUUCAAGCAAUCAUGUCCAAGGUGAACGGAAGUCAUUCGGCAGAUUACUUCGUAUCUUCUCUGCAGCAUCUGCUGCUCAUUAGAGACAAUGAGGCCGAGGACAGGCUUCGCAUGUUCCAGCUUGUGGACGCCAUGUUGAGUUAUGUGGCCAUGGACAGACGAUUGCCCGACAUGGACCUCAAGCAGAGUCUCAACUUUACUGUCCAGAGUUUGAUGGACAAGCUUUAUACAGACUCCGAAGCUCGACAAGCAAGAGACGAAGCCUUGGAAGCUCGCCAAAUUGCCGAAUCAGCACUGGCAGAGCGUGAUGAAUUAAGAGCUCAACUCGAGCUUGGUGCCGAUGGACUAGUCAAGAAGCUUACACGUCAGCUUGAGGAGCGCGAUUCGGUUGUCCAGAUCCAACAACGCCAAAUCGAGGGCCUCAAAGCAGAACUUGCAGAAGUUCAACGUGUGAGAGCUUUGGAGCUGCAACGGAAUGAACUCGAAACCAGAGAGCUAUAUCUUAUGCUGCGUGAUGCUCAGGAUAUUGCAGCUUCUUCGGCAAAGAAUGGUAACAAGAAUGGCGCUGCUGUUGAUCCGACUCAGAUGCAAGGUAUCCUGGAUCGUGAAAAGCUCAUGGACCGUCUGGAGAUGCAGCUUGAAAGAGCAAAGACGCAGGCGAAACUCGAAGGUAGAGUUUGGCAGCAAGUCGACCCCUCGGAUAAGCUUCGUGAGUUGCGUGAGAAAAUGGAUGGCCCUGGUGGAACGACUGGUGCAAUUCCUGAUAGCUUGCCCGACGGCUAUAUCGGAACUGUUUCCAGGACACAAAGAGGCGGCAUCACUCGCAAACCACUUCCUAGUCAAUCUCAGAAAGACAGUGAUGAGUCUCAGGAUGAGGACGACGAAGAGGCUACUGUUUAUGAGAAGCCUCGUAUUGUCGAGAUGAAGCGACCCAAGAUCAGCUCUGCUCAUGCUCAGGCUGGUUAUCUUAAUGACAUUGUCAACAAGGUCCGCCGUAUCGACGCGAGUGACGACGAAGAGAACGGCACCACAUGUUUCCUCACAUCCGAGGAACGGUUCCGCUCAGCAUGCCAGAAAUCCUUCUGCUCAACACGUCAGGAAUCCUUCUGCUCAGCUCAAGGCAGAUGGCGAGCCCAAAUUCGAUGGCGCGAUGCCUCCCCUCCUCCACCCAUGCCUGGCUUUAAUGGAGCUUCUGCUCCGCCACCACCGCCUAUGCCUGGUUUCAAUGGUGCUGCUCCUCCUCCUCCGCCUCCGAUGCUGCCAGGCUUCAACGGAGCCGCGCCUCCUCCGCCGCCCCCGCCACCAGGUAUGGCUGGUUUCUCUUCCGGUGGCCCGCCACCACCACCACCACCACCUAUGCCUGGGUUUUCCGGCCCACCACCCCCACCCCCGCCAGGAAUGCCCGGUUUCUCUACUGGGGCUCCUCCUCCGCCUCCACCUAUGCCCGGCUCUCCUAUGCCUGGAUUUGGUGGUCCACCACCUCCCCCUCCGCCAGGCAUGCCAGCUCAGUAUGCAGCUACUUCCACCGGUGCAAUGGGUGUCGCAAGGCCCAAGAAGAAGCUCAAGGCUUUGCAUUGGGAGAAGGUCGAUUCCUCCGAAUUCACCAUGUGGGCUUCGCAUGCACCUACACAUGAAGCGAAGGAGGAGAAGUAUGCCGAACUUAGCAAGAAGGGUAUUCUUGAUGAAAUCGAGCGUCUCUUCAUGGCCAAGGAGAUCAAGGCAAUUGGCAAGAAAGAGAAGAAGAGCGACAAGAAACAGAUCAUGCCUAGCAACUUGAUGCAGACCUUCCAAAUUUCUUUGGCAGUAUUCUCACAACGGCCGUUGGAGGAUGUUGUCCGCAUGAUCAUACACUGCGACAAGGAAGUGUUAGAGAGUCCUGUCGUCAUGGAUUUCUUGCAAAGAGAGGACAUGUGUACCAUCCCAGACAACACCUCCAAGCUCAUGGCACCUUACAGCAGAGACUGGACUGGUCCGGAUGCACUGAAAUCAGCUAGAGAGCAGGAUCCUUCUGAAUUAACUCGCGAGGACCAGAUCUACCUUUACACAGCUUUCGAACUGCACCACUACUGGAAGGCCAGAAUGAGGGCAUUGGCUUUGACCAAGAGCUUCGAGCAAGAAUACGACGAGGUCUCGGACAAGCUGAAGAUGGUUUGCAACGUUUCAGAAUCACUUCGCGACUCUGUCCGCUUGAUGCCAGUCUUUGGUCUCAUCCUCGACAUUGGUAACUACAUGAACGACUCCAACAAACAAGCCAUUGGUUUCAAGCUUAGUUCGCUCGCCCGUCUUGGUAUGGUCAAGGAUGAUAAGAACGAAUCUACCCUGAUGGAUUAUGUUGAGCGUGUCGUACGCAGACAGUAUCCCCAAUGGGAAGGCUUCACUGAAGACAUUGGUGGCGUUGUUGUGGCUGCCAAGUUGAAUGUUGAUCAGCUGAUGGUCGAUGCUAAGAAGUAUAUUGACAACAUCAAGAAUGUGCAAAUGUCCUUGGAUGCUGGUAAUCUCAGCGACCCACGCAGGUUCCAUCCUGAGGACAGGGUCAGUCAAGUGGUCCAGAGAUCAAUGAAGGAGGCAAGAAGAAAGGCAGAACAGAUGGAGCUGUACCUCGAGGAGAUGAAGAGAACGUACAACGACAUUAUGACCUUCUUCGGCGAUGACAACCAAGAUGAAUCGGCGAGGAGAGAAUUCUUCUCCAAGCUGGCCAAUUUCGUCAACGAGUAUAAGGUGAGUUCGAUCGAACAUGUCAUGACUGCUGAAGCUUUUACUAAUGUCUACGCCAGANAAUCGCACGAGAAGAACACAUCUCAAGAGGAAACACAACGUCGCAAUGAAGUUUCGAUGCGUCGCAAGGCACAAGCGAGUCAAUCUGCCCUUGAGAAGGCCACUUCAGAUCCUGCCGGGCCUCCUUCACCCGCUUCACAGGGCGCCAUGGACACAUUGUUAGAGAAGCUUCGCGCCGCCGCUCCUGCUACUAGAGACACAAGAGAUCGCCGACGACGAGCCCGCCUUAAUGAACGUCAUCAACGCCGCGUGGCUUCUGGUCAGCAGAUGCCUGAGAUUGCUGGUGUAACAUCACCUACAGACGACUCAGCUCUCCUCUCUCCAACUUCGGAUAUUGCACCUGAGCGCCCAUCAACAUCCGACAGUACAACACUAUCUCCUCAUGUCGAAGAGCAUGACAAGGGUGCCAUCAGCGAAGGAGAAGAUGUGGCAGAUCGAGCAGCUAGUCUUCUACUCGGCCUGCGUGGUAGUACUGGCGACAACGACGAACCGCCUCUUGCCCGCGAUAGUGAGAACCUCCGCGUUCGUCGACGUCGUGAUCACGCAGAUAGCGAACGCGAGCGCCGCCGCCGGAGACGCGCACCGGGCACCAGCACCGCCUCCACUGAUGGGCGCCCUCAAACAGGCGUCAGCGACGCCAGUGCCGACCACCAUGACGACGAUACCAAGUCUGAGAUUGGCGACACCCGGUCAGAUGCCGGGAACGGCGAUGUUGGGGAUGGUUUGAAGAUUGACCUUCAACUCAUGACACCGUUGAUGAGUCCGGUGUUGGCAUCUCCACCCAUCACUAUUGUUAGCCCGCCUUCACCCACCGCCACAGCAGAGAGACGAGAUUUCAGCACGCCGAAUGGUAGUCCCAGGUUAUCAUGA
Aureobasidium vineae is the source of this 5436-nucleotide messenger RNA. The record is from the annotation of a GenBank genome assembly. Lineage: Eukaryota; Fungi; Ascomycota; Dothideomycetes; Dothideales; Saccotheciaceae.